Durusdinium trenchii is the source of this 870-nucleotide messenger RNA. NCBI's taxonomy places the organism in Eukaryota, Dinophyceae, Suessiales, Symbiodiniaceae. The record is from the annotation of a GenBank genome assembly.
AUGGCUUUUCUAUUGCUUUGCUUGGCUGUUUCCUGUGCAGCGAUCAAGAAGGACCACAUCAGUGGCGGAAGCAACGCGGACCAGGAGGAUUCCACUGACUCACUGCGUUUUCAGUCACCUCUCCCAGCCUCGCAUUGGUCCACAGAGGCAUCCUUGCCAGACAUAUCUUUGAUGCAGGUGUCUCUUGAAAUUGGUCCUUUCCCACGGGAUGAGACAGGCCACCAGAAGAAGAGCCAGAAAGGAGCUGGAGGUGUCGCGAUGGAUGUUACGAAGGCUCGCUCUGGACCAGUGGAGAAGGGUCUGGAUGCAGCCUGGCCAUCCAACAUGACAGCAGAGGAUACUGUGAGGCAAGCUGUCGCCGAAGCGUCGUCUGCAGCACAAAUUGCGAAGGACUAUGCCACGGCGUUUUCCAGAUCCUUGAAGGAUGCCUCCUGGCCCACAAGGCUUGUGACAGGUUCAUCAAAGGACCAAAAGCUCACCCACGAGGAAGCUCCAUCUCACAAAGUCCACCGACCUGUGGUGCGCACUGCCGGGCACGAGAAGGCUGAGUCGCUCGACUCAGUGUCCAGGUUUAUAAAGGAGUAUUUGUGCACCCGCUCUGCACUAUUGCGCCUUGCAACUUUGAUAUGUGGAUGUUUGGCAGUGCACUUGCUGCUCCGCUGGCUGCAUUUUGCACAAACCACGGCCGCAACUGCCUCGUGGAAGCAGGUUAAGGCCCGAGCUCGAGGCAAGAAGUUUGAUGCUGGCCAAGAGUACGAGCCAUCGAAGCAAGCUGGCCCAAAUCUGUACGAGCCCUCACUUUUUCAUGAAGAUCGAGACAAGAGGCUUGCCAUUCUUUGUGCACUUUUGACGUGGCCUUCCUGUGCAUGA